UUGUCAGCUGAAAUACAUUCAGGAGCUAGUAAACAAGCCAUACGAGCCGAGAUACUGGCCAGUCCCGUUUUGGAUGGAUACCUUGUGCAUCCCAGUAGGAAAGGAACACACCAAGUCGAGACGAGCUGCAACAACAAGGAUAGCCCAGGCAUUCAGAAAGGCUGACAAAGUCUUGGUGGUAGACGGAUCGUUGCAGCUCUGCCCCCUAGCAGUUCCUGGGUAGAGACACAUAUGCGUCUUCAAUAUUCUCCCUGGAUGACAAGGCUCUGGACAUACCUGGAAGCUAGGUUCUUUCGUAACCUCUAUUUCCAACUAGAAAACGAGGCUAUAUUUGGCGAAAGCUUGGAGCGCGAGCUGGUUCGACCAGAAACUCUAAUCAGAAUAUCGAACACCUUGCGAGAACUGCCUGAGGAAAGGCUUCGGUCCAGCCAGAGUGCCAUCCACUUGAUACGAACCAUAUCUACCGCGCAACCGUCCGAACAUUUAAUACAAUAUGCUGCCAUGCCGCCACAGUCUGAUUAUGAAGAGGAAAAACUCCGCCAGGGGGCAAUUGACCACCUACUCGCCAACAAAGAGUACUAUGCGCUUGAGACUAUCUGGAGACCAUUUUUAAGCAAACUCGGUCUCCUCGACGAUCUAGGCGAUGAUAAUGACGAUAUAACCAGGGUUCAUAUUGAAAUUACUAACAUCUGCCCCGUGAUGAAGCAUGCCUUUAACUCUAUUGCAAGCGUGAGAGGAAAACUAGCCGGGUUGGUCUUCGAGCAGUUGAGUGGCAUGCCUGACAUACGAUUCACUAGGGAAUGGAACAGCGUUGCUAGGCUGUUUGAGGAGAUUUCGAGUGGUUUCAGGGCGAGAACAACCAGUUGGCUGGAUGGCGAGACAGUUUGUGUCGGCACUCUUCUCGGCGUUGAUCUAGCCAAAAUCCUAGAAGUCCAACCGAUGAACUGGUGGUGGCGCAAGCGACUUGACAGGAUCGACUGCCGGAAGUCGCCAUACCCCUUAGUCAGGAGCCUUGGUAUAGACUUUAGUCGGUGGACAGAAGCCUGUCAGAAGCAGCGGAUGAAGAUUUUCCUAUCGCAAGUACAGGAUUUCCCGUUGUCUAUCAUAUUUUGGAACGUACCACGGCUAGGUUCAGAACAAUGGACCUGGGCAUCACGAUCUUUCUUGCACCGAAACACUGGCAGUGAAUAUAGUUUCGUGUUAGGUGUCGCUAAACUUGGAUCAACUGGCCUUGAGGUAACAACUACAGGGUAUAGACUGACCGGAAACAGACUUAUCAUGCUUGCAACGGAACCGACACCAGACGAGUCCCUCAGGCGUGCCUGGCUACACGUUGAGUUCUUGCCCGACGACAACACCAUCACAUCGAAAUCGGCCAGUCGCUUGACUUGGCAAGACUACAUUGACAAGGGAAUCAUAGACAAGUUGGCUAUUCUAUACCGAUCGCAGCUUGGCGUUCUCGUACAAAUCUAUGACACCCGUGAUGGGGUAUACCUAGUACGACACAUACGUCUAGUGCGUGUGACCGCCGAUUCCAAGGAGGAAAACAUGCCCACGGCUUUAGGAACAUGGGUGAGCGGUGGCAGAUGGUGUAUAGCCUAAACAGUAUACGACGCCAUCUCAACCCUAACUAUCGAAAGCAAGGACAGCAAACCACGACCCGCUCUCCAUUCCCACAAGG
Daldinia decipiens is the source of this 1681-nucleotide messenger RNA. RefSeq lists its product as uncharacterized. Lineage: Eukaryota; Fungi; Ascomycota; Sordariomycetes; Xylariales; Hypoxylaceae. Bases 232 to 1602 code for a protein of 456 amino acids. The transcript has 2 exons. The record is from RefSeq and is a predicted model, not a curated record.